Messenger RNA from Rattus norvegicus (Norway rat), 1771 nucleotides. NCBI's taxonomy places the organism in Eukaryota, Metazoa, Chordata, Mammalia, Rodentia, Muridae. The record is from RefSeq and is a predicted model, not a curated record.
GAGGAUGCUGCGUCGCGGUUUCAUUCUAGACCAGAGAGACCCAGAGCCCAGACUGUCCCAGCUGCAUGCGGCGGCGACAUGGGCGUCAGGAGGCUCCGGGUCAGAAGCCGGAGGAGCCGGGACAGCCCGGUGUCCACCCAGUGCAAUCAGACUGAGUGCUUCGACCCUCUGGUGCGAAACUGCGUGUCCUGUGAGCUCUUCUACACGCCGGAAACUAGACAUGCAAGCAGCCUGGAGCCCGGGACAGCUCUGCAGCCUCAGGAGGGCUCCGGGCUGAGACCCGAUGUGGCGCUGCUCUUCGGUGCCCCCGCGCUCCUGGGACUGGUGCUGGCACUGACCCUGGUGGGUCUGGUGAGUCUGGUGGGCUGGAGGUGGCGGCAACAGCGCAGGACAGCCUCCUUGGACACUUCCGAAGGAGUCCAGCAAGAGUCCCUGGAAAAUGUCUUUGUACCCCCCUCGGAAACCCUUCAUGCCUCAGCUCCUAACUGGCCUCCAUUCAAAGAAGAUGCAGACAACAUCCUGUCGUGCCACAGCAUCCCAGUGCCAGCCACAGAACUGGGCUCCACUGAGCUGGUGACCACCAAGACAGCUGGCCCUGAGCAGUAGCAGCAGCGGAGAAGCCCAGGGAGCCCUACUGGGCUCAUGGACUUUCACCCAACAGCUUGGAAAAGAAAAGAAUUCAACCCUUCAGUGAUGGAGACCUUUACCUGGGGCUGAACCCAGCAGAACCAGACACUACAGGCCACAGGCUCCCACCCGCAGGAGAUUGUUUCCGUGUUAGCUUUGGGCUUGAGAACAUUCCAUUUUUGAGGUCGUUUUUUUAAGUUUGUGUGCCUUCCGAUGGUUGGGUAGGCUUAAGUGCUGAAUAUUAAUCUCUUUAAUGAGUCAGAGACUGGAAACGAAAAUCUCUUUCUAAAAAUUUUGGAUGACGGACUGGAGACGUGGCUCAGCAGUUAAGUAUAUGUGCCGUCCUAGAAGAGAACUCCAGUUGUUCAGUUCCCCAGCACUCAUAUCUGGCCGCUGAAAACCACCCGUAACUCAGCCCCAGGAAUAUCCUUGUCUGUAAAGGAACCAGCUCUCACAGCUCCAGUUUGUACACACACACACACACACACACACACACACACACACACACACACACACACACACACUUUUACAAGUUAUCAAAUAUAAGAUGGGCAUGAAUGGUGGCACAGGCCUUUAAUCCCAACACUGGGAGGCAGAGGCAGGCAGAUCUCUGAGUUGGAGGCCAUCCUGGUCUACAUAGCGAGUUCCAGGCUAACCAGCGCUAUAUGGUGAGACCAGGUCUCCAAAUGAUACCAAAACUGAAAUCUUUUUAAAUUCUGAUUUUUUUCCCUUUAUUAUUAUUAUUUUUAAAUUCAUCUCACGGUGUUUAGAAGUGGUAUACUUGGAUGGUGACUAAGAUGAGGUCAAGCCAUCAGGACCAAGCCCCCAAGAUACAAAGAGAGACAAGAGACAAUGAACACGCCCCCUCCCGCCGCGUGAUGGGCUGUGCCAACUCUGGACUUCACCAGACAGAGGGCAAUCAUCAGAUGCCGGCCCUCGAACCUGAAGAGCUGUAAGCUAAAAUCAAUCUCAUUCCUUCAUAAAGUUACUCAGCCUUGGGCGUUUCGUUACAGUAAUAUAAAACUGACUAACACAGGCGCUAUGAGUAAGAGGUUUUUUCCUUUCAGCUGGGGGCGGGGAAGGUACUGUUAAACCAAAAUUAAUCUAAAUAAAGAAAGGCUGUGGGGAAGAUGCAUAAUCUGUA